Molecule: messenger RNA, 10641 nt
Organism: Lates calcarifer (barramundi perch)
Lineage: Eukaryota; Metazoa; Chordata; Actinopteri; Centropomidae
Gene: usp31
Product: ubiquitin specific peptidase 31
Biological process (GO): protein deubiquitination
Molecular function (GO): cysteine-type deubiquitinase activity
Source: RefSeq, a predicted model, not a curated record
AGCUGCCAACAGAAACAAGAAGAAGAAGAAGAAGUAUAACGAUUCUGCUAUUUGGUAGCUUAGCCCUGAAUGUGCCUCCAAAUAUGUGAGAAAUGUGAGGUUUACCAAAUUUCGGACACACGCUGUACUUUAAUUGUCAUCACCUGCAUACCAUGGCAGACGAACGGUUUCUGUCGGAUUCAGACAUCUCGGCUGAGGGGGACUGUCGCCGUUUCUGUGGCUCUUGUUAUUGUAGCUAGCGUUAGGGUUAGCUACAUUAGCUAACACUGCUGUCUUCGCUCUCAGCAUAACCGAUGUUGAUUCAUUGCUGCGGGGCAGUAAGUUAAACCGCAAAACAAGGUAACUGUGGAGCAAGUUGCAGACACAAACAGCUGACCUAAGCCAUGUUCAUGUUAUGUUUCUUAACUCAUUAGGUAACUGGCCUCAGCCAGUCUCUUAGGCAAGGUUGUAGUGCCCGAUAUGUAAACGUUAUUUGACAAGUGGAAUUAAACACCAACCGCUGUAUGCUUUACCCGAAGAAACCUCAAUUACAAUGUCAUUACUAGCUAAGGUUAGCUUAAACACCUAACGCAGCCAGCAGUUUAACGUUAACUCGUUGACGUUAUUGCUAUCUAAAUGGUUUGAGAUGGAGCAGCAGAUAUCAGCCACUGACAUGGCUUUCUCUCUGCACAACACAUCUGUCUGAGUUGAACGCCUGUGAAGGGGAAACCAUGUCUUGCAAAGCUGCAACCAAGGACAAGAAGUCGAGCUUCAGCAAGAAGCUGUUCAGGCGAGGCUCUGUUCGCUCUGUGGGCAGUUUUAUGAGCAGAGUCCUGAGGACACUGACAGCCUUAUCCCACUUUGGAUCUGAGGUACAAACAGAGGAUGACAAAGAUGAUGGAGGAUUUUCCACUUUUAAAUCUGGAAGUAAAGAUGUGCCCAUGGACGAUGGGGACAUGGGGGGUUUCCUGUCCGGAGAGAGAGUUCCUGGAGUGUCAGGUCUCAAAAACCACGGGAAUACCUGCUUCAUGAAUGCGAUUCUGCAAUGCCUCAGUAACACUGAACUUUUUGCCGAGUACCUGGUUCUGGAGCACUACAAAGGCGAGGAGCUGGACGAGGACAAGCCGAAGACAAAUGGCGUACAUCUGCAGAAGAAGGGUCCUCUGGGUAAAGGAGAGGUUACGGAGCAGCUGUCAGGACUUGUGCGGGCUUUGUGGACGUUUGAGUAUACCCCCCAACACAGCAGAGACUUCAAGAAUGCUGUGUCAAAAAAUGCCACGCAGUAAGGGAACGCUCAGCACGAUGCUCAAGAGUUUCUGCUGUGGCUGCUGGACAGAGUGCAUGAGGACCUCAAUACAGUCAACCCCAACAGCAGGCCUGCUAUAAAGCCCCCUAUCGAAGAAGAUGACCAGAGCAUAGAGGGGCCUUCUCCUCCCCUCUCUGCUGGGUCGUUCGUACAAGAACUGUUCCAGGCUCAGUACAGGUCUUCUCUCACCUGUCCACAUUGCCAAAAGCAGAGCAAUACGUUUGAUCCCUUCCUCUGCAUCUCCUUACCCAUCCCACUACCGCACACACGGCCCCUGUAUGUGACAGUGGUCUACCAGGGGAAGUACUCUCACUGUAUGAGGAUUGGAGUUGCUGUUCCCCUCAACAGCACUGUCUAUCGCCUCAGAGAUGCUGUGUCACGUGAGACCAAGAUCCCAAUGGACCAGUUUGUUCUGACUGAAAUGUACUAUGAUGGUUUUCACCGAUCAUUUUGUGAUGAUGACGACGACCUUGACAUCAUUCAAGAGAGUGAUUCCAUCUUUGCCUUUGAGACACCAGAGACCUUCAAACUGGAAAAUAUACGCACAAAAAGAGGAAGUCUCCUUGCAAACCUGAAUCACAACAACUUGAAGUAUGGGACAGAAAUCAGCAGGACUCCAUCUUUCAUGCAGGGGGCCAUGACUCCUGUAACUGCAUCACCCAAUAAAAACCUGGGGCCAGAAAAAAUUAUCCUUUUGGUGUGUAACAGGGCUUGCACUGGCCACCAAGGAAAGAGGUUCGGCUUGCCCUUUGUUCUGUACAUGGAGCGCGCCGUGACCUGGGAUGCUCUACAAAAAGAGAUCCUGGAGAAAAUGCGUCAUCUUUUGAGGCCUGGGGUCUACAUUCAGGUGGGACCUUUCAGUCUUCGGGUGGUUGGCGUUGUUGGUAUAACCUACCUCCUUCCCCAAGACGAGCGACCACUGUGUCACCCAACUGUGGAAAGGGCAUACAAGUCCUGUGGACAAGGGGGACCACCGCAUGUGAAGAUAGUGGUAGAGUGGGACAAAGAGACCAAGGACUAUCUGUUUGGACACACUGAGGAGGAGUACAUUCCUGAUGCUGAGAGUGUGUAUCUGCACAGAGAACAACAUCAUCAGCCGCAGGCUUGCACCCUCGCUCAGUGCUUUCAGCUCUACACUAAGGAGGAACAGCUGGCCCCAGACGAUGCCUGGCGCUGUCCCCACUGCAAACAGCUGCAGCAGGGCCGCAUCAAGCUCAGCCUGUGGACACUGCCGGAUGUGCUCAUACUGCAUCUCAAGAGGUUCAGACAGGAGGGGGACCGCAGGGUGAAGAUGCAGAACAUGGUGAGGUUCCCGCUGAUGGGUAUGGACAUGGCACCUCAUGUGGUUAAGAGGAGUCAGAGCAGCUGGAGUUUACCUUCCCAUUGGUCGCCAUGGAGAAGGCCCUACGGCCUGGGACGAAACCCUGAUGACUACCUAUAUGACCUUUAUGCUGUGUGCAACCACCAUGGGAAUAUGCACGGAGGCCACUACACUGCUUACUGCAAGAACUCUAUCGAUGGUCAGUGGUACUGCUUUGAUGACAGUGAGGUUUCGCCAGUAGCUGAUGAUGAUGUGUGUCAGCAGACGGCCUACAUACUCUUCUACCAGAGGAGGACUGCUAUUCCCUCCUGGUCGGCCAACAGCUCUGUUGCUGGUUCCACCAGUUCAUCUCUGUGUGACCACUGGGUCAACAGGCUGCCCGGUAGCAGGCCAGCUAGCUUGGCCUCUGGAGCCUCAUCCAGACGCACCUCACUGGCUUCUCUGGCUGAGUCAGUAGAGUUUCCAGGAGAGCGCAGUGAGGAUGAUGGAGGGUUCUCCGUCCGCCCUUUUGUGAGGAGCAUUCAGCGUCAGAGUUUGUCUUCCAGGUCAUCCAUCGCUAGUCCUUUAGCCUUCAGCGACAGCGGGAUAAAGCCGUCUUGGUCUCUCUCUGCGAAGCUGCACAUGAGAUCCAACUCACCCUCACGUUUCUCCCUCGACUCUCGAUGCUCACCUCCUUUAGAGAGGAUAGGAGAGGCCUCUGAUGAUAAGGUUUCCACAUCCUGUUUUGGCAGCUACAGUAGACACGAACGUUACUUUGGCAGCAGGACUCCUUUGUCUAUGAUGGAGAGCAACUUCAGCGACCAGGACAACAAUAAAAGGUUCCUAGACAUGAUGUACUGCAGGGCUCCCACUCCAGUGGAAAAGAGCACCAAAAAUGAGCCAACUGAAAACAACAACCAGAUUACAGCUAUAGACCAAAACAUACUACCUGCCCAAGCAACUCCCUCCAAAGAACAGAAACGGAAGAGUAGCAUUGGAGGAUUUGCCUCAAAGGCAGAAAGCACAGGCUCCAUAAAGAGCUCAAACAAAGUGGAGCAAGAGAAAACCUCCAAAAAACGUUUGUGCUCAACGCUUAAGACCUCUGCUUCUGAGACGUCUUCCAGUACGCCUGUGAAAGGCAAGAAGGUGAGCAAUACUAAAGAAAAGAGUGUAAAUGCCAAGAAAAACACCUCAACACCCAGUGGGACCCCUUCCAAAAGAAAGGAAGCAACUCUGCCUCCAGAGGCGACACCACAACAUAAGCCAUGUGUCCGCUCCACACCUCAGUCCUCAGCUUCUCCCUCACCAACUGCAAAGAAGAAUUCCAGUGUCACAGAGAAAAGUGCUACGAGUGGUCGGAAACGACUGGUAGAAAGGAGCUACAGCAGAGAUUCUAUGCACACUAGCCCUCUGGUUGACAACCUCCGAGGCAGCUCAGUAGCUCGCUCUUCACCCUCUAAGAAUGGGGAAAGCAAUCGGCUCGAAAAGAGAUCUGUGAGGAGCUCCAGCAGCAGCUCUUCGGUCACUAGCCUGCGCUCACCCAGCGUAUCCACCAGAGACCUGCAGCGUAGCAGCAAAUCUGAGGAAAAAGGGUUGUCUUUCUUCAGGAGUGCCCUUCGGCAAAGGGAAAGCCGCCGGUCGGCUGACUUAGGAAAAAGUACCUUGCUUGCCAAAAAGGCCUCUGAGAGGACGUGCAAGCAAAAUGGACAAGCCAAGGAGAUCGGUGCUGAAAAUGGAAAGACAGGAGACGCUGUGUCCUCACAGACGUCUAUCGAGACUCACGGAGGUGAGACAAAGGAGUCUUCCAAGCCCCCCAGCUCUCUCAGUCGCACUCUAUUAAACGUAGGCAAGUCCAAGUCUUCCACUUCUGAAGUAAGUCUCAAGUCUCCCACAAACGGGAAGAAGCCUCUUGAAAGGAUGGCAUCUUCCCGAAAGCUGUCGUCGAGCAUGCAAUCUCCCGCACGUACAACACAGAGGCCUCAAUGAUAUAUCCAUAGUAGUUAUAUUGAACUUACAUAUUGCAGCUAUUUUCUUUGUGCCUAAGUUUCAGUGAGCAGAUAUAUUUGUAAAGAGACACAUUUUUUGAUGUUAUGGUUUUGUAUUAGAUGUAUAGGAUAGGUUUAAGGUUUGAAUAUUGGCAACCAGCUUUGGAUGAAAAGUAAAGCACUGUACUGCAUUUGCAUCUUUUGGUGCCAAAAUUUUGCCUGGUAUGGCUCCAGUUCUAGUUUUUAGAGUAGUGUAUAUUGUUACCAGUUACACCUUUUGAGCAUUAGGUAUGAUUUUCACAUGAGAGAGAAAAUGGAGGGCAGGGUGAUUACUUGACACAUUAGACGUUUUCUGGCAUCGAGGGUGCAUAAGCAUGCCAUGUGCAUCAAGCUGUGCAGCACAACCUGUUUGAUUGUGUGUACUUGAGAACUGUAUGACAGCUGACAGAAUUCCCUAUUGGAGUCUUGAAAUCCAAUUAUCUUUCCUUCAGACAAGAGGAUUGUUACAUCUUUGAAAAAUAUCCAGCUAGAAAAACCUGAUUUAAAAUGCAACAGCUUAUAUGUUAAAAAAAAUUAAUAGGAUAAGAAACAUUUUCUCUUUGUAUGCACCAACAAUACAUAGUUUGUCUUGUAGAGUAACAUUCUUAACUAAUACAGAAGCUGGUUGUUGAUGCUCAAACCUCACUGCUGUUCUAUAUGCAUUUUGAACUCAACAACAGUGAGAACAGAACAAUAACAUUGAUAAUUGUCUCUGGACAAAUACUGAAACAGAGCUGAUAUGCUCACACACACACACACCACACACACACACACACACACACACACACACACACACAGUUUCAUUCCGAAAUUAUUGUGGCAUAAUAGCUUUCAUUGAUUGUUUUAAGCCGAUAAGACUGACCAUUGGUAAGUAAAAUCCACAGUAAAUUUUUCACCCACACACACACACACACUUUCUCCACACACCUCAUGUCAUUGGUUAACAGGGAUAGUAUGAGUGGUUUUUGUCUAAAGUAGUGGAGAAAGACAUCAGUAGACUAUAUGUACUCACAACUAAUUUCACAUAUGUGUUGAGAGUAUCUAGGAUCAGUAUGGAGCAGCAGUAACAAAUAAGCAUCUUUAUUAUUAUAAACAUUAAAAGAAUAGUUGAGAAAUUGAGAAGUAACAGCAGGCUCUGGACCAAAACAGGAAAGAAUUUGAGAUGAAAAAUGGGAAUUCAAGAUGGGGUCAAUACGCAAAUUAAAAACUUUAUUUUUGUUUGAUACUAGUACCUUUUCAAUAGAAAUGUAUUUUAUUAAAUGCUUAUUGAUGUUGAGUACGUUUUUUUUCCUCAAAAGGGAGGAUAUUUGGAAUGAAACCCUUUAAAUUCAAAAUAUAUAAAUAUAUAUAGGUGUGUCUGUACAGAUAUUGACAGAAAGUAUAUAGUAUAUAACCCUUUCUUUCCCCCCUUUCCAUGAGCAAGAUGAAAAUUAUCUUAAGCGCCUUUCAAUACUGUACAUGGAAACAAAUAAUUGCCUUUGGCAACAUAGUAGUCUACUACUGUAUGCAUCACUGAGUAGGAAUGUCGUGUUGUCCGCACUUUGUAUAGAUAAAAUAGUUUGAUUUUACCCAAAACAGUCAUACACACACACACACUAACUUAACAAUGUAAUUAUCUAAUUUUUAAUAUGUUGUCUGUAUGUGAUUAUAAGACAUAUCGUAAAGUAGAGUCAAUAGGCCUUAGACUUGAAAUGGUAAAAGGGUACAUUCAUCUCAAUGUUUCAGGGGUCAUUUUAAACAAAAUCACCCCUUUACUACACCUGGUGCUGUAACAGACCACUGCUCCUCUGGCACUAAUGUUUCUUAAAUGAACAUGUUUGCAAAUGCUGAUGUUCAGAACUGUGACCACACACACACACACCCUUCAGUGAACUGGACACCUGUUGGCAGCGUUUAUCAUCACCUGUGGUACCUCACUGGAGAGGACCAUAUUUAGCCUUUUUUUUUCUUCAGACUGAAACAGAAUAUUAAUAAUCAGCCAUUCAGUUCAUAAUAGAAAAGCAUUUAUAUUGUCUCUGAGCAGUUGUCCAGAUCUCAACUAUCAGGCGCUGCAUGAUUGCAUACUAGUUUUGCAGCAUAAUGAUAGAAGCAGAGGCAGGUUAGUGUCACUUGAGCUGUCAUGAUGGUUGCUGGCCUCAAUUUGAACAGCUUUGCCAUUGUAGAAUUAACCCACCUGUACCGGUUAUUGCAAUAUUCAUACAUUAGAUACCAGCACAGUGUAUGUUUUCAGUGAAUGAAUGUGGAUAUGCCAUUAAAAUCCAACCAUUAGUAAGCAGGUUUUACUUUAAGCAUUAACAUAAUCUUUGAAUUAUAGAUCUACAGUAUUUCUCUCAACUGUUUCUCUGUAGCAUCUACCAGGUUUACAUUGGUUCUCAGAUGGUUUCAGUGGAAAUACCACUCAAUUUAAAGACUGAAGUAUGUUAUUUAAAUGGCCUGUAUGUUGGUUUGAGCAGAUUUGGUAAGAGAGGAUUGCUUUUGGAGUAUAAAUCAAGUUUUUAGAGCAUUUUUCUUGAUACAAGCAAACAUUAGUAUUUGUCACUCAAAGAUUCACAUCAUUCUGUGCACUCUUGGCAGGUAACAUUGCAAUAUGGCGACACUUGAAAAUCAUAUUCUACCUAGCAGUGUUUUAUUUAAAUGUUGCAUCCAUCUGUUGAGCAUACAAAUAGACACAGUGUAGUUUUUUGUUUAACCAGAGCAUCAAACCUGACAUAAGGAGGACUUGUGAUGAGUAAUUUUACCUGUGAAGUGCUGAACAUGAUCAAUACUAAAAUCCUCUGUGUAUCCUCAGGACAUUUUUAUCACUGUGUUCUUUGCUGAUUUAACAGUGUGCUGUCCUUUGGUGAUAAUAAUGGAUUUGUGGAAACGUUAUCUGCUGUAGAAUUGAGAUUUUUGUGUUGGCAUGCUCAUCACUUUCUCCCAAAACUUUUUGGGACUGUCAUUAGAAAAAAUAUAGUGACUGGUGAGUUCAAACAUGAAUGGACCAUAGAAAUAACAUACUUAUUGUUUAAAUAUGGUGGUAUUCCUGUAGCUGCUCUUUUCUACUUAACAUUGUGAUCUAUCAGGAACCUGUGCAUGGCACUUUGGAUCAAAGCAGGACGUUUUUUAUGUAAUUUUGGCUUUCACCGUCUCGUUUGCCUGUUUUUAAAGUCUGUAAUUAAGUCGUAGUGGCUAGUGUGCAUUUUAGAGCUGGAUCAUGUCAUUACAAUUCAUGUAGCCAAAACCCAGUGCAUUAGGAUGUGAUGCCCCCUCACUUUUUACUUUAUUUAGAUUUUUUGGGGGAAUUGUAAACAAGGAUCAGUAAAUAAUGUGAGUCAUAUUGCACAGUAUACAGCUUAUUUAAACAUGGGUCAUAAAUUGUGAUCACAUUGUUUUUCAAAUUUUUCCUGUACAGAACUAAAACCUGAAAGCUGCAGCACGUUGCCUUGUUUUCCAACCAUUUUCCAUUCAUCCAUAGCAAUUUUGAUUAUAGCCAUUAUUAUAAUUAUUAUUUAUUUUUUAAAUUUUUUUUUACAGCAUGUGAGAUUACACGAGACAUGGCGGUUUAGCAGUUACAGUUAGAGAUCCUCACAGGAGACAGCUCACUCAGUAGCAACUUGGUGGCGUUGUACAGCCUGAAUUCCUGAACGAGGUAUAUAGUAUAUUGCAGAGCUGGUCCAAAGUCCAGCGUGUGAUAUGAAUGUCUGUGGUAUCACUUUGGUCCUGUAUUAUGUUACAGGAACCUGUUGUCAUUUAGUGACACAUUUUUGAAAUCAAAUAGCCUCCAAUCAUCAUCAAAAAAAAAAAAAAAAAAAACACUUGAGGGUUUUUAUUUUGCCUUUGACCAACAUACUAGUGGUAGAGCAAUAACCCAGUAAUCAUCUCAUCGAGUUGAUGGUCAUCAAUUAGACUAAGGAAGUUGAGGUUUGAAUGACCAAAAAGUGCAAACCUGACUGGCUUUUGAGAGCUCAAAAGGCCACUGAAGACCAGACAAGUACUGUACUCCAUAUGAGAAGUUUUCUAUCCAGUUAAUCCAAAUACAUAUGUGUUUUAAUGAAGAUGUCAAAAAAAAUUCUAUGUAAAAUGUAAACAGAAAACAUUUUUACACACUUUCUUCUCUCCUUCACUGCAGUUGUCUGUUUUUUUAAUUUGUUGUCAAUGUACAAAAUUAAGAAUGAUUAAGGAAUGCAGUAUUGCAUGAAAACGCUAAUGCAUGUAUUUCAUUAACUAUGCAAGAGUCUGCAGCUGUGUACAGUAGAAAGCAGAGCAUGGCUGGUAUAUUCCAUCGCUUAAUUUGCACACCCUUCCAAUAUUUAGAAAUUGUAAAUUACAGAGUAUUUCAUCGUUCAGGUGAAUGGAUUAAUCUUAAAAAUCUUGCCUAAAUGAAAAUCUAUUUAAUGUCAUAAUUGCUUUUAGCAUUCUACCAUUUAGUGAUCAUAUUUUGUAUUGUUUGCUCAUUAUUUUGUAUUUUUUUCUGCUGGUCUGUGCUCUCUGGGUGCUCCUACCAAACUGGUAGGUUACUGUCUUUUUUUUUUUUUUUCUUGACAAGAUGUUUAAUAUUUACUGUUGUACACCAGCAGAGACAAACACUAUGGAUGCGAUAAUCUCAAUGUGGUUACUAAAUAGCCUCAUGUAUGUAUGUAUGUAUGUAAGUAAGUGUGCAUUGUGAAAAGGCUUUCCAUCAAUUCACUUCAGUGAUAACAGUUUGUGAACCCCUGUUAAAAUGUUGCUCAGCUGCAUCAAAGAUGUGGUCAGUCUCUAAUAUAAAGGUAACUCAAAUAAUUAUAUAUAUAGCUAAAUGCAAUAAACAAAGAUAGUAAAUUUAUAGUUUUAUAUUACAACAUGUAAUGAACAGUGAUUCAAAUGUAAAUGUUCAGUUAAUACUUUUUGUAGUAUUUAUGCCACAUCAAUCAUUUUAAUCACGUGAUGCGAUGUGAUUUUUAUUUUUUAUUCAAAGCUGGCAGUUUAUCAGCAAACAAACAGCAACGCUUAAACAUUCUUUAAAGCAGUGCCACUCUUUUUUUUUUUUCUCUGAUGACUGGUGAAGUGGGUAUAAAACAUUAAUCACUCUAGCCGUUAAAAUGCACACAGGCUUCCCUGCAGAAGUUAAUUAAGAUUAGCAAAUCCUGCAUUGAGUUAUUGUUGAGACAUGGUUGUUUUGUUUAGUUGUUAACAGUCGCAAGAAGUUUCACUUUUUCAAGGUGAGACCAUUAAUUCAUGAUAGUAUAUGCAACACGUUUGAGUAUUUUACCACUGAAUCAAAGUUGCAAUAACCACUGAAAGUAAAAUACUAAAAUCCUACAUUUGAGCCACAGAUACUGUAGUACUACAGCAAUACAGCACUGAAGUGGUUUCCAUAGGAUAAAUAUGGUCAAAAUACUUAAUAAUUAUGAGUUUGGGGUAAAAUGUAAACACUACAAAGAGACGAUACAGGAACUUCAGCCUCAAGCAGAACAAAUUGUAAUGGUUAAUUUGUAUCUGGAUGAUACAGAAACUGAAGAGCUGUGUAAUGAAUGAAUGUCAUGAGUCUCAUUUUAUUUUUUUUUUUUAAAGCUAACAUAAACACUACAGUGCUAAAUCCAUAGCACGUAUCUACUUUGACCCUUUUGUCUUUUACUUGUGCUUUUUUAAAUGCAUCAUUCACAAAGCAUUUUGUAAAAUACAGUAUGUUGCAUUUAUUGUGAAUUGUUUUUUUUUAACCUAUUGAGGCCAUUUUACUGUAUUCCUUGUUGUACCAGGUUCAUGAGGUUAUUAUUGACAUCUGCUUUGUCUUAACUGGCCUAAUGCUGGUCUUCUUUUCUUACACUUUACAUUAUUUUUCUUAUUAUAUUUUUAUUUUGUUUGUAUUUUGUAACAGUAAGAAAACUGUUAAUUCAGUAGUUCCAAGUUCAUUAGACUGUCACAGUCUUCUAUGUUAAUUUAUUUCUGUUUUGUUAUCAUAUAUGCACUUUUAAUAUUUUUUUUAUUUCUCCAAAAAGACAAAUGUGUAUAUACUUUGUUGGUUUACCCAUGCAAGUACAAAAUGAAAAAUCUGAUUAAAAAAAAUAUUGAAACUG